CUGUAAGCGUAAGGUUGUUUCCCUUAGUUUAAAUCGGGAUUUAUAUUUGUUUAACAAGAUAAACGUUGAUAAGAUAGCCGCAUUUAUCUACGAGAAGACAACAUUUUGACAGUACUUGGCCGAUACUGGCGAAUAUAGAGUAUUUGUGCAAACAAGAAAAUUUAGAAAACAGACAUUUACAAGAAAAAAGUGUAAUGGCCGCCAAAGUUGAAGCUGUGAUAGAGAAAAGCUGCCUCACUAUAGGAGAGGGACCACACUGGGACGAACGGACACAAACCCUGCUCUAUGUUGAUAUAAAUGAUGGUUCUGUCCAUAGAUGGUCACCUGAAACCGGAAAAGAUGAAAAACAUAAGUUUGACACAUUUUGCUCUCUAGUGGUUCCAUGUAAAAAAGGUGGCUAUCUAGUUUCCGUUGGAAAUUCAGUCUGCCAUUUUGACUGGGACACAAAGAAACUGACAACUCUACAAACAGUUGACGAAGGAAAAGAGACGAGAAUCAACGACGGAAAAUGUGAUGCUUCUGGGCGACUCUGGUUUGGUACUAUGGGCUUGGAGAAGACCCCGGCUGUAGUGAACAAACACCAAGGUUCCCUUUUCAGCUUAGAAAUCGAUGGUUCUGUAAAGAAACACAAAGAAGGGGUCAGUAUUUCUAACGGUCUUGCAUGGACAGCUGACAAUAAAACAAUGUACUAUAUUGAUUCAAUUCCAAGGAAAGUGUUCGGCUAUGACUUCGACAUUAAAACUGGCACUAUGAGUAAUGAACGUGUAGUUGUAGACCUUGGCGGAGAGGACACGAUCCCGACGUUAGGUUUUCCCGACGGGAUGACGAUUGAUACAGACGGAAAGUUAUGGGUCGCUUGUUUCUUCGCCGGAAAAGUGUUCCGCUUCGAUCCCGAGACAGGUAAACAGAUCGGUGCAAUUGAUGUUCCAGCAAAAAGAACUACCUCAUGUUGUUUCGGAGGAAAGAACUUUGAUGAGAUGUAUAUCACGUGUUCUCUAUAUGGUGUCACCGAGGAUGAGCUAAAGGAAACUCCGUUAGCUGGCUCGGUAUUUCGUGCCACUGGACUUGGCGCAAAAGGCACACCGGCACCGGUAUAUGAAGGGUGACUAAAAAGACGGAUAUUCCAUGAAAGUAAAUACUGAACAAUAUUGUUGAAAUGGUAUUUGAAUGAACGAACUAUAUUGCCAUGAUUUACGAACUUGAUAGUCCGGAAGAGAUUAAUCAAAACAUUUGGUUUCCUAUGGAUACAUGAUAGUUAUAAUUUUGUGUUUCAAAGCUUCGAAUCAGGAUUAAAUGUGCAAGAUAUAGAAUCUAAUGCGUUGAUUUUGUUCAAAUAACAGACAACUGAAUUAUUCUCUGCUAUAGACGAAAUAUCUUGACCCUGCAUAAACCUUUUUCUAUGUAACCUAGCUUCUAGUGAUGAUAUAAACACUUCAGUUCAAACCUUACAAAUGACUUCUUGCCUUCUUCCCACAGCGUGUUUGUGCGAUAAGAUAGCAUAUGUCUACUUCACUUGAUGAUAAUUUACAAGGACAUAGCUUAAAUAAACAAAGAAAUUAACGUACAAGGAUAUUAAUCAUGCACAUCA
This is a messenger RNA of Mercenaria mercenaria, 1588 nucleotides long. RefSeq names its product regucalcin-like. Lineage: Eukaryota; Metazoa; Mollusca; Bivalvia; Venerida; Veneridae. Gene Ontology annotation, biological process: L-ascorbic acid biosynthetic process. The transcript has 6 exons. Bases 195 to 1106 code for a protein of 303 amino acids. Gene Ontology annotation, molecular function: gluconolactonase activity; calcium ion binding; enzyme regulator activity. The record is from RefSeq and is a predicted model, not a curated record.